AUGGCCGGCAUCAUCGAAUCUCCCAAGGCCGCGGGCGUAGAUGCCACCACUACCGACAUCAAACACAACAAGACAGCGGGCGGAAACGCUGCUUUCCACAACUUCAACAAUGAUUUCGCUCACGUUGCCGACGCCAACGAACGCCGCCGCCUUGCUCUGGCCGAGAUCGACAAGGCGCCUUUUGGCUGGUACCACGUUCGUGCCAUCGUCGUUGCCGGUAUUGGUUUCUUCACCGACUCGUAUGACAUUUUCACCAUCGGUCUCGUCACUUCCAUGCUGGGUAUAGUGUACUUUGGCGGUACUCUCCCUGCCGACUACGAUACCGCUGUCAAAAUCGCCACCUCCGCCGGUACAGUUGUUGGUCAGGUCGGAUUCGGUAUCCUGGCUGAUAUCGUCGGUCGUAAGAAGAUGUAUGGUAUCGAGCUGAUGGUCAUCAUCAUUGCGACCCUUGCCCAGGCUCUCUCGUCUUCCUCUCCCUCUGUUUCAAUCGUCGGCCUCAUCGUCUUUUGGCGUGUCAUCAUGGGUAUGGGCAUCGGCGGCGACUACCCCCUUAGCGCAAUCAUUACAUCCGAGUUUGCCACGACCAAGUGGAGAGGAUUCAUGAUGAACGCAGUUUUUGCCAAUCAGGGUUUCGGCCAGCUCGCUGGUGGUAUCAUGCUCCUGAUCGUCACUGCCGGCUUUAAAGGCUCUCUCGAGACCGCGGCGAAGGCUGCCGCUUGCUCUAAAACCGAACCUUGCCUUAUUGCCGUCGAUAAGAUGUGGCGGACGAUGAUCGGCUUCGGAGCUGUCCCUGGCUGUCUCGCCUUGUACUUCCGUCUCACUAUCCCCGAGACUCCCAGAUACACCUUCGACGUCGACAAUGACGUUUCCAAGGCUGAAGGUGACGUCGACUACUACAAGCAGGGCAAAUGGGGCGAGUCCCAAGUCGAUGAGGCGGCCCGCGUCAUCGCCCGCCAGGAGGCCAAGCAGCAGCUUGAGGUCCCCAAGGCCUCUUGGAGAGAUUUCUUCCGUCACUACAGCACCUGGAAGAAUGCCAGAGUCCUCCUCGGUACCGCUGGCUCGUGGUUCUUCCUUGAUGUUGCCUUCUACGGCCUUGGUCUGAACAAUGCCAUUAUUCUCAAUGCCAUUGGAUGGUCUGGUGGCUCCAACAUGUACCACAUUUUCUACAAGACGGCUGUUGGCAACCUGAUUCUUGUCUGCGCCGGCGCUGUUCCUGGAUACUGGGUCUCCGCCGCUCUCGUCGAUACCAUUGGCCGCAAGCCCAUCCAGCUUUUCGGAUUCUUCGCGCUUACCCUUCUCUUCUGCGUCAUCGGUUUCGACUACUGGAACCUGUCAGGUUCUUCCCUCAUGGCGCUGUACACCUUGGCGCAGUUCUUCUUCAACGCCGGUCCCAACUCGACGACUUUUAUCGUUCCUGGCGAAUGCUUCCCUACCAGAUACAGAUCCACUUCUCACGGAAUUUCUGCUGCUUCAGGCAAGGUUGGCGCUAUCAUUGCGCAGGUGGUUUUCGGACCCCUCCGUACCAUCGGUGCCGAUGCCACCAAGGCCAAGACCGACCCGAGAUACAGUACCCCCUGGCUCAACCACAUCAUGCAGAUCUUUGCACUUUUCAUGCUUUGCGGUAUCUUCACCAGUCUCCUGAUCCCGGAGACGGCAAGAAAGACGCUCGAGGAGCUUUCCGGCGAGGACGACUUGGCCACGAGCGCUAUUCCCGUCCACGGACACAAUGAGGAGAAGCGUGUUGAGGAAGGUACCGCCACCGGAUCCGUCUGA
Colletotrichum orchidophilum is the source of this 1773-nucleotide messenger RNA. RefSeq names its product phosphate:H+ symporter. The coding region runs from base 1 to 1773 and encodes 590 amino acids. NCBI's taxonomy places the organism in Eukaryota, Fungi, Ascomycota, Sordariomycetes, Glomerellales, Glomerellaceae. Gene Ontology annotation, biological process: phosphate ion transport; transmembrane transport. Gene Ontology annotation, cellular component: membrane. Gene Ontology annotation, molecular function: phosphate transmembrane transporter activity. The record is from RefSeq and is a predicted model, not a curated record. The transcript is spliced from 6 exons.